Messenger RNA from Parathielavia appendiculata, 1441 nucleotides. RefSeq names its product aldolase. The coding region runs from base 110 to 1207 and encodes 365 amino acids. The record is from RefSeq and is a predicted model, not a curated record. Gene Ontology annotation, cellular component: intracellular anatomical structure. Gene Ontology annotation, biological process: pentose-phosphate shunt, non-oxidative branch; carbohydrate metabolic process. Gene Ontology annotation, molecular function: transaldolase activity. The transcript is spliced from 6 exons. NCBI's taxonomy places the organism in Eukaryota, Fungi, Ascomycota, Sordariomycetes, Sordariales, Chaetomiaceae.
AAGAGGGCAAUUGCAUCCCACUGAAUGGGUCUUUCCGUACCUUGCUGUGACCCUCUCGUACCGGGACCUCGACUCCUCUGCUCUCUUUCGAGUCACGGCAACACCCGGCAUGGCUACUCUUCUCGAUCAGCUGCGGACGCUGAGUGCCGUAGACUGCGACACCCUAGAUGCCGAAGCGGCUGCGAAACUCGGUCCUUUCACCGACUGCACGUCGAACCAGGCCAUCGCCUUUGCCGAACUGAGCAGACUUGACAGCGAUGGAAAGCCGAGGUACCGGCAACUCAUCGCCGAGUCCAUCCAGGUCGCGCACUGGCUGUUUGGCAAGCAGACUGAUGCGACGCUGGAGGAGCUGGCCGUCGAAUUGAUGAUGGUUGGCUUGUCGAUCCGACUCGCCCCUCAUACCACGGGUUAUCUGCACGUCCAGACAAACCCCAAAUCCGCCUAUUCCGCGCAAAAGACUGUCACAAACGCCGAGAGGAUCAUAUCUCACUUCAAACAGCUAGCCCCCGAUUUCGCUACCAGUCGCAUCUGCAUCAAGAUUCCCUCCACCUGGGAGGGCAUUCAAGCCUGCCGUGAGCUCGAGAAGAAGGACAUCAGCACGCUCGCUACAGCCCUCUUCAGCCUCGAGCAGACGGCCCUGGCAGCCGACGCCGGAUGCCGGUGCAUUGCCCCCUACGUGAAUGAGUUGCGCGUGCACUUUGAUCCAAGGUACACCGAUGCCAACCCGUCUCUCGCCCUCUGUGGUGCCGCACAGCACUACCUCAACUCCAGACCAGGGAGCAAAACUCACGUCGUCGCUGCAUCCUUGACGAGUGUGGAACAGGUAAUGCAGCUUGCUGGGAUCCAGCACAUCACCAUCUCUCCAUCCCUGCUGGCCGAGCUGGCUGCCACGCCGGCUGCGACGUGGCCCCGGGCCGCCGAAAUUGGGCAAGCACUCAAAGUCGCCGCUGCCACUGCUGCUUCUGCCGGUGGCAGCCAUUCUGUAGCCACUCACCUGUUGGGGGCAGAAAGGCGAAGGAUGCUCGAGGCUGUGGUCAAGGAUGAGGGCCUCUGGCGGAUGGCAUUUACGAGGGCUGACGGAGGGGCGGGCGAGGUCAAGUUGGUGCAGGCCAUCAACAUCUUUGCCGACGUACAGGAUCAGUUGGAGGAGAUAGUGAGGCGGGCGGAUGUUACGGUGCCGGCUGGAGGCGGUACUGGAGGGGUUUGAAAGGGGGCCCUGGUAAGAGGCAGGAAGUCGUAUUGGGAUGCAAAGCAGGCGGCCCAAAAGCUGGCUGCAAGAGACACGAUGGAGAACGAGGAAAAGCCUGACACACUCGAGGACGAUAUGGAUUGAUAUGAAGUACCCGGGUUGUGAGAGCUCUUGGUCAGUCAGUUCCCGACUGAGAUUUGGUGUGAUGUCCAUACGUAAGCACCCUAGCCCACGGGCCAGUGUUACACUGGG